AUGCGCAUACUCUUGGAUCUCCCCGGUACCAGUUCCGACGAACGUCGGUGCUUCAAUGUUUUCCAGACCUACACGGUGCCCAUGAUGGUGAGCUGGUUCGAUUCCGAAGUCUGGCAACAGAUCGUACCCCGGAUGAGUCAAGCAGAGCCGGCAAUCUAUCAUGCGGUUGUCGCACUGAGUGUGAUUCACGAAGACUCGGAAAUCACAGGCUCGCCCCCAGGAGCCAUGAAUAUAAAGAACAGUUACCAUAGGUUCGCGCUGGCGCAAUACAGCAAGGCGGCUUCGAUGCUGUGCAAACGGCUCGGGUCCAACGAUCCGCAAGUGCGAGCAGUUGCAUUGAUGUGUUGCAUCAUGUUCAGCUGUUUUGACCUGUCUCGAGGAAACUACAAGGCAGCAUUUACACAUCUACAGAAAGGGGUUCAGAUCAUGGAGGGCCAGAGAGUCAAGGCGAACCAACGUCAUACAUUCCUGCAAAGCCCCAAUUCCUGGUCGCCUACGGAGUAUGCCCUGACAAGGGUAUUAAUACAUGUAGAUGUGCAGUCGGCCCAUUUUGGCGAGUCCGGUCCCCUUCUGCACCUUUACCCCAUAACAUUAGGAGAGGGCGGCCAUAACAGGCCCUCGUUGAACAGCCUGGCAGAAGUAAAACAGAGUCUUGAUCCGAUCAUGAACAACAUCCUUCGUUUCCGCAGGUCCUGUGAGCCAUAUGUGCGUGGCGAGAUAAGCGGGCUGUUUGAUAUCGCCGGGGCUUCAGCCGAACAACGCAGAAUCCAGGCCCACUUGCAUGACCACAUUCGGGCUUUCGAAGAGUUUGUCUUACGUCAAGCGUCAAAUCGAGCCAACUCCAAGGAUGCACGUAGCACCGACUUGAUGCGACUGCAAAACGAGGCUUUGGCCAAUAUCCUAGAAACCAGUCUUGUGACAUGCGAGCUAAUAUAUGAUAAUUACCUCCCUGCAUACAAGAGGAUCACCCAACUCGCCAAGGAGAUCAUCACCAGCUUUCAAGCCGAGUAUGGCACCUAUCGCCCGUGUAUUGUCAUGGACAUGGGGGUUAUCCCGUCACUGCUUUGGGUGUGUCUCAAAUGCAGGGACUUCCAGAUUAGACAUCAGGCCGUGGAACUUCUGGAGAGAUGGCCGCAUCGUGAAGGAGCCUAUGAUUCCAAUCUUUUGGUCCAGAUCGUGAAGGAACAUAUGGUACUCGAGCAACCAGGCCCCUGUGACGGAGACAGAGCAACUGUCCCUGAGUCCGCACGAAUCGAUAGCGUAACAAGGAUAAAUUUAUCGGGAGAAGAAUGA
Aspergillus caelatus is the source of this 1293-nucleotide messenger RNA. RefSeq lists its product as uncharacterized. The coding region runs from base 1 to 1293 and encodes 430 amino acids. The record is from RefSeq and is a predicted model, not a curated record. Lineage: Eukaryota; Fungi; Ascomycota; Eurotiomycetes; Eurotiales; Aspergillaceae. The transcript has a single exon.